UCCAUUUUGGCGGCUGUGGGGAAAACAUGGCGGAAAAUUUGAAAGCAGAUUGCAGCGUGCCUUGGAAGAUGUCCUGGGAUGAACUGGAAGCCCUAUGUCGCAGAGAGAGGCUGCACUGUAAAGAGCUUGGGGUGAACAGAGCCAACAUCAAUGAGUAUGAUGUGGAAUUCCUCUGUGACUACAAGAAGACUAAGGAGGAGGAGUUCUACCUGGUAAAGUGGAGGGGCUUCUCAGAGUCUGAUAACACCUGGGAACCCAAGAGGAACCUCAAAUGCCCCAAACUAAUGAAGCAGUUUCACCUGGACCUGGAUCAGGAGCUGAGGCGCCACAAGAGACGCUGCACGCCUAAAAAAUUGGAUAAGGAAGUUGCCUCAUUCCUGGUUCAAAAAGCCACAGUCCGUCAGAGACUGCAACGCUGGGAGGCCCAUCUGAACCAGACACGAAACCACCCAGGUCGCAUUUUUGUCAUAAACGAAGUGGACCUUGAGGGCCCUCCAAAAAAUUUCACCUACAUCAACAACUACAAAGUAGGCCCAGGUAUCGUGUUAGAUGAGAUGGCUGUUGGCUGUGAGUGUAAGAACUGUUUAGAUGAGCCAAUAAAUGGCUGCUGCCCUGGGGCCUCCCAGCACCGCAUGGCCUACAAUGACAAGGGUCAGGUCCGGAUCCGGCCGGGACAGCCCAUAUAUGAGUGUAACUCCCGAUGCAGCUGUAGCCCCGAUUGUCCUAACAGAGUAGUGCAGAAGGGCAUCCAGUUUGACCUGUGCAUCUUUAAGACAGAGAAUGGCCGAGGAUGGGGUGUCCGCACGCUGCAGCACAUCAAGAAGAACACAUUCGUCAUGGAGUACGUGGGAGAGAUCAUCACAACAGAUGAAGCGGAGAGGAGAGGUCAUGUAUACGACCGCCAAGGCUCUACCUACCUGUUUGACCUGGACUAUGUGGAGGAUGUUUAUACAGUGGAUGCUGCUCACCAAGGCAACAUCUCCCACUUUGUCAACCACAGCUGUAACCCCAACCUGCAGGUAUUUAAUGUGUUCAUCGACAACAUUGAUGAGAGGCUCCCAAGAAUUGCUUUAUUUUCAACACGGGCUAUUCGGGCAGGAGAGGAGCUCACCUUUGACUACAGGAUGCAAAUUGAUCCAGUGGACACAGAAAGCACCAAAAUGGACUCCAGUUUUAGUCUAGCAGGUCUCCCCAGCUCUCCAAAGAAGAGGAUUCGAGUGGAGUGUCGGUGUGGAUCAGACUCCUGUCGAAAAUACCUGUUCUGACAAAGGACUGCUGAGAACACAACACUAUCAGCUGUGUAAAGACGGGGAAAAUUGUACAGAUUUGUAUAUGAAUUUUUAUUAUCUUUUGUUUUUUAAAAGCUGAAAUUCACCAUCAACUUUUCAUAUGUUAACGUGACUUGACACAAUGUGAUUUAAAAGCACAAUCCAGAAUUUCAAUCUUGUGAUUUACUUCAACAGAAUGUAGAGUUUCUUGGUUUACACUGAAUUUAGGGCUGCAUCAGUGGAUUAUGUAAGAUCCUUAUUCCAACAAUUCGAAAUAUCUUUCUAUAAAAAAAACAGAUCCAUGAUCAUGCGUAGUAGCCAAUCCCUGCAGAGUGCAGUACAAGAAUACUUGGCCCCUUAGCUUUGAAGUAAAAUAUUUUCUAUGGUUGAUUUCUUCAGGCUCUUAAAAUGUAUAAAUAUUCUACAAGUACAUGACACAGGUAUUUGCCCAAUCUGUUUCAUUGCAGUGAUAAUUCUGGCUUUGUGCAUAAAAAAAGACAAAAGGCUUUUGUUCCUGUGCUGCACUUUGUAAGCACCUGUCAACACCACAUAUAAUCCUAAUUGUUCCCAUGAAAACUGAUAAGAGAGUCAGUGUCUUAAACCUCAGCAGGUAAAACUAUAUCCGUGGCCAAACACCACCAGGGAUAAGCAAGAAAAUGUUUUUGUGACUAUGGUGAAGUGACUGUUUAAUGGUGAAAUGAGGGGGUGGGGGGUGGGGGGUGGGUCAUAAUUCCUUUAUCUAUGAACUGUCCCUACUUCUGUCACUCUUGUGGCUCUGUACAGUAUCUAUUCUGUGGUCAAAUAGAUGAUUGUUUUACAGUGUGUAUAUAAACAUUUUAGUUGUUAGUAUUUCAAGGUCUGACUUUCUUAUAGGUGGAGAACAAAAACAAUGGCUUGAUUUUGAAGUGGUUCACUUUCAAAGUAUUCAACACCUUCUAUCACUAGGUGGUGCAUUUGACCAACUAUAGCUGUCAGCCACAUAAUACAGGAAAUGUGUGUUUCACUUCCUCCAGGACAAUUGACCUAUGGCUAAGCCACGCCCCCCUCCAUUCACUUGGACAAACUAUCAACAUUCAAUGACCGGCGCUGUGGCAGAUGUCGCAGUACACGGCAUUUUGCAGGAGGCAAUUGAUGUUUUUUGGGGACAUAACGAUCAGAUGUCAUUGAGAAGUAACCAAAAGGGCCUAAACUACGCAUUGGAGGGAUAUAUUAAUCAUUUUAUUGUUGAGAAGGUCAAUGAAAAGCUUAAAUUACAAGCCAAAAUUUACAGGUCACGCUUGUGAACCGUAUCUUGUUGCUGUCGCCAUCAAAGACAACAAGUUUAAGUGCCACUGAAGUUAAGGUUUUUGGUUCAGAAUAUGAGAAAAGGAUAAAGGCCUUUUUACCAUCUUUACCAAGAGUGUCUCUCCGUUAGUUUGGUGCUACAGUAUUUACAUUGAAUCAUUCAGCAUAACGUUUGCCAACCUUUGUUAUCUCUGCGAUUACAAAUAAAUUAAUGAAGCUAAGCUCCAGAAGUUAACGUUAGCUUAACUGGAGCCCUUUGGACAACAGCUAAUAAUGAUGUACAAUCACCAAAGUACAAAACUCAAACAAAAUAGGCUAAUGAACUCCCAGCAAACAAGCUGACAAUGAUGAACAACGCAGCUAGGAGCGAACGUUAGGCUAACAUUAGCUAGAGAUGUUAAAGAUAACUUUAUAUUUCUUUCCAGCAAAGUGACAAUAUGUUGUCUCAAACACAAUGUUGACUUACCUUAAAACAGAUGUAGACAUCCUUAUUAAUCUUAUUCACGUUGAGUUGACGUUGUGGUCUAACAUUACCACACAACUUUAUCCAAAGGAGACACUUUUCUCGGUUGAGAUGUGGUUUAAAGUGUAAAAAAUACACCCCGACGCCCAGCCUCUCUGCUGCAAAGCCCUGUGAGGCAAAUUGUGAUUUGUGAUAUUGGAUUUUAUAAAUAAAAUUGAUUGAUUGACCAUUUUUAAACUCCAAAUCUCCAAAAAAGCUCAGAAAACCGAACAAAACUGACUUUCUGUAAUGUAUUUCAAUGAACGGCGAGGCAGAGAAUGUCCGAGUAUAUGGGAAUGGCUAUACGCACUGUGAUUGGCACAUCACGUUUUAAGGGCGGGUCAGUUGUUGGCAUGUGUACUACUUUGUACAGGGUGUCAGCAGGUUCUUAAAAAGCCUUAAAAUGUCUUAAAUUUCCCUGGUGACAAGACGUUGAUGAACCUUACUCCCUCUAAUAUGAUGUGUCUCAAGAUGAUUUGUCUAAUAAUUAGUCAUACAUGUGGUUUAAAAGAAUCUUAAAAGGUUCUUAAAAGCAUUAAAUUUAAGCAAUUCAUCUAUAAUCAAUCCACCUGCUCCAUGUUCACUCUGUAUGCUCCAUAUGUCAACUCCUAACACAAUACUUGCUUUAUAGAAGAAAUGAUUAGGAAAUGAAAGGCAGAAAAUCUCGUGACAUUUUUCAGACAUGGUCGGGGGGGUUGGUCCAUCAGAUUCUCCACCUUUUCCACUGAAUUAGCGCGUGUGCGACGUUUUUUGUAAACACAGGUAAACCUACUAAAAACAGGGUACAGACUCCUUUCCCAUUGCCAUUACACCAGAGCUGUGAACACUGCUGUGCAGAAGAUGGGUAUGCCUUUCUGUGUGUUUUUGAAUGUGUGGGUGUGUAAUGAUCAACGUUAAAGACGGGCUGAAAACUGGUUAGUAAACAGUAGAAAGCACCAUGGUAUGGAAAGCUUAAGGGCUCUAAACAUCUAUUUUGACGUUCGUAUUAAUAAGUCAAAUUUGUUCGUCUUAACAGGUAAAAUAAUCAAGUCUCUAUGCAUCAAAUGCGCGUUAAGAAGAUGACAGAAAAUUCCCUGCUAACAAGUACAUUUCUGUCUUCUUAAGAUGUUUAAAAUUGGGUGCAACCAUUUCAACAGUUUUGGAGGGGCAACUGAUGAAAAAGUAUUCAGUGUACAUUGUAUUUGCAUAAGUGUCCAUUAGAUGGCAGAAUUAAAUUAGAGUACAUUGGGCAUAGUGUUUAGUCUUCUAUUCUGAGUGUUUUACUGAUAUACCUUCAUUCUUUCAUAUCAUAAAAUUAAUGCCUCAAGUUAUUUGUUUUACUGCUUUUAAUAACUGAUAUUAUUGAGGUCUCUUACUGAAUUCAGCAUCAUGUUUCAUUUGGCUGAACUCUGAUUUAACAAGUCAGCGGUGAUAAACAUUUGUAAACUGUGUCAUUAAGGCAGACAAGUGUGGCGUUACACUGGUAAACAUCACAUUAGUCACUUUACAUUAAGCUAAAAUUAAUACAGAAUUAUAUAAAUUGUUUGCCUCAUGUAUCUCUGUGUGUUCAGGGGUCGUAAGAAAUCAUAAAUCAUCCUUGAGGAGUGGAUGUUUACCGUACGCUAGCUCGGGUUCUGUUAAAUUUAACACUAUGCUAAAUGAGCAAGGCAAGCUUCCUGCUGACGCGCUUGGUUAAAAAGGAAGACAACAAUGCUUUGAGAUGGCUGUCAAGAGAUGACAGAGGUAUGUUCACGUUGUACUGUCUGAGGUGUAACAGGCGCUGAGUUCCCCAUGUUUUAUGUUCAAAUCGAUCUAGAAAAGAGAAUUAGCAUACUGUUCCUUACCGUUGAAAUAGGAAAACACUAGUUAAUCAGCAGUUAAUUCACACAAGGUAUCAUGGGGGCUAUGAAGUGGAUAUAAAGCUUGGUUUUCCCAGCCAGUCUUUCCCCAAAAACACUAUUUUUGUGUUUAAGAGGAUUUUUUUUAUAUAAUUUAUACUGGAUGAAAACACGUAGGCUGUGGUAUGUUAUGGCCACAGUGGCUUAAGAGGCUUCCAGAAGCCAUUCACUAUUCACAUUCAUUUUCUGUCGUCUUAACGUGCAACUGACCCGUAAAGAUGAACAAAUUUGACUUAUUAACGCAAAUGUCAAAAUAGACGUGUAGUACCCCUCCAUGGUCCAUAGCACAGAGGCCUGUGAAAACUUUAUGGUGGUCACUUUUUUAUAUAUAUGUAUAUAUCUCUAAGUUAUUUAGUCUCUCCAACUCCGCACAGACUAAUUUGGAACAAUGUUUGAGCACUGCUUGGGCAGAGACAGACUAUUUUGCAGCUUGCUGGCUAAGGGGCUAAAAUUAGCAAGUUCACUGGGGUGUUGUGUUUCCAUCAAUGCCAAUCAGAGCCGGAGCUGAUAAAUACCCAAGACUAAUGCAGAGUCAUCUGACCUGGUUGUGAAUGCCGAUUUUAACCUUUCCCAUUACAUUAAAAGGCCAGAUUAGUGGGUGUUACCAUGUUUUUUGUGCAGCGGGAAAGGGACUUCAGAGUUAGAUGGCCCUGCAGAGAUGAAACAGAGACAAAAUAAUGCGUGGUAAAUGAAUCUGAAGCAACUAAAUCACUCCAACAGUUUUAAAAAUCAGGCUAUAUGAGUUUGCAUACCAGCCAACCACCUACAUGCUGCACUACUGUAUUUACUGUAUUAAUUACAUACAUUUAUUUAAUACUUAAUUCUAAUUGGUCAAUUAAGGCAUUCUGCAGUAUGUGAUUUCUGAAUAGAAGACUGCUGCUAUACCAUUGCUAUGGACGCAUGAAGCCCUGCAGGGUGAUUCAAGACCCCUCACUUUGUGUCAGGGUCCUGCAUCUCCCUUGCAGGAUUCAUUUUGCAAUAAUUGUCCCUUACAUAGCCCUCACUCAUUCAUUCUGCCCCUACCCAAAAAUAUGUAUUUUUGUACUUCCUUUUUCUGCCCAGAGUUUACAUUAAAAUACACGAGUGUUGCAUUCAUGUACAAUUGAAGAUUUCAUCCAGACAUUCUAAGACACAUAAAAAUACUUUGCUUUGAAUAGUAAUUUGGUUGGUUGUUUUAUCCAUCACAAUCACUUAGAUAGAAAUUCUUAAAGCACAUUCUCCUACAUGGAAAAAUCCAGAAUCUAUGAAUUUGCAAAUAUUGUUCUGUAUAAAAGUUGAACUGCUGGACAGAAUUUGUGUCCUCCUUUACUUAACAUUCCAUUCUCAUUUUACAAGUAGUGGAAGUUUCAAGUUUUCAGAUCACUUGCAUAGGUUUACUGGACUUUGAUUAGCCUCCAAAUAGUCCUGCUGAUGCGUCUAGGUGUUAAAAAUGAGAUUUAAGGCGAGCAGAAAGAAUCUUUCCCUCUUCAGCAGAUGAAUCUAACAAACUCUUCACAUCAAUCAAGGGACCGCAGAUGUGAAUUAGCUUUAAGCUAAAUCUGGUGCAAUACAUUAAAUGGCAACAUUUAUGUUUGAUAUUGUACAUAGUCCCUAUACAAAUAAACUAAAAUAAAAAAACAAAUAAAUCUUUCUUCACAGUCAAGUCCAAACAAAACUUUGACUGGUCAGGUCACAUGGUUAGGUUUAGGCAACAAAAGCAUGUGGUUAGGUUUAGGAUACAAAUGCACAUUGGUAGGUUCAGACAACAGAAGCACAUGGCUAGGUUUAGCAAAAAACAUCAUGGUUUGGCUGUACAUUCAAAUGAGAAGUGAACACCAGCCUCCUGGGUGAAAGUCCAGGGUUCUUGGACUCAUCCACCACCCAUCCCACCAGCACUGUAUGGACUUUCCAGGUACUUCAAUUACGUUUUUGUUUGGUGGCAUUUUAAACUGACGGUUUUUGUUGGUGUCUGAUGUGGAAAUCAAUAGCCUAGUGAUGGAAUUUGACAACUCUGGAUUCAGAAAAGAUUAGAUUUGGAUCAUUUCAAUCUUGUUAAAUAUUUUCAUCUUAAGGGUUCCUAUUCUCAGUACCUACCUGACCAUCUUUAAAGUCUGACAACUGUAAUGAAGUAGAAACAGAUUGGAUGACUGGAAUGGCCUUACAACAACAACUAUCUAACUCCUGAUUUGGUGGCGGUGUCCUGGACCAUGCGUCAGACUGCAUUGUGCAGUGCAGAUUGUACUGUUUUGUAUUGGCAGGCAUAUUGCUUUGUUUACAUAUUUUGACCUCAGCAAGAUGGCUGCAUGGUCACUCUUUUCCAACAUGGGUAGUGAUUCUACUCUGUAGCUGUUUUUGAAUGGUGUAUGGCAGUGAGUUUUAAGAUUAGCCUGAUCGCAGCAUCAGGAUUACCGGUCUGUGAGCAGUUCAGGUCUUUGCAAAUAUCUCUGUACUUGCCCAUGGGAGAAUGCAGACCUCUUUGAUGAUGUAAAUUCCCUUUGAAGAAAAUUAUGUCUGCAUCUGAUUGUCAGCAACUCCAUAUCAGGCGAGCAGGAACGGGAUGGCAUUUUAAUAUUCCCACUGUCACACCAGUCCUCACACCAGUCACACCAGUCCUCACCCUAAAGCAC
Molecule: messenger RNA, 7537 nt
Organism: Epinephelus moara (kelp grouper)
Lineage: Eukaryota; Metazoa; Chordata; Actinopteri; Perciformes; Serranidae
Product: histone-lysine N-methyltransferase SUV39H1-like
Exons: 6
Coding region: 27-1265 (412 amino acids)
Cellular component (GO): nucleus
Molecular function (GO): histone H3K9 methyltransferase activity; zinc ion binding; protein binding
Source: RefSeq, a predicted model, not a curated record